This is a messenger RNA of Yarrowia lipolytica CLIB122, 1584 nucleotides long. RefSeq lists its product as uncharacterized. Lineage: Eukaryota; Fungi; Ascomycota; Dipodascomycetes; Dipodascales. Gene Ontology annotation, biological process: tyrosyl-tRNA aminoacylation. Gene Ontology annotation, molecular function: tyrosine-tRNA ligase activity; ATP binding. Gene Ontology annotation, cellular component: mitochondrion; cytosol. The record is from RefSeq and is a predicted model, not a curated record.
AUGCUCCGUCUGCGACUGGUGAGAAACUUCACGUCCAAGGCCGGUCGGAUCUCGUCGACCGGCACUGCUAACGUGUUCCGUAACGAACCAAAACCCGCCAAUCUCCAAAAAUCCGCCCGCGAUGAAGCUGGAUUCUCGUCCUCAGACUCUGCUCCCUCGUUGCUACAGUACCUCAAAGACCGGAACUUGGUUGCCAAUGUGACCGAGGACUCGCUUGAGCAGCAACUACAGCAGAAAUUCACAUCCUUCUACCUUGGCAUUGACCCCUCGGGCCCCUCCAUGCACCUGGGGCACAUGGUGCCCGUCAUGAUCAUGCUGCAUCUCUUCCUCCGAGGCCACUACGCCUUUGCUCUGGUCGGAGGAGCUACCGGAGCUGUGGGAGAUCCCACUGGAAAGACUGAGGAGCGAAAGACGGUUGUGAAGGAUACUCUGCAAUAUAACCUCGACGCCCUGGCCACCUCCCUUGAGCGAACCUUUUUGCAUGCUGUUGCCGCUGCAAAGAAGGAAGGCGUCUAUUACGGCGACCAGAUCAAGCUGCAAUACGCAAUUGUCAAUAACCACGACUGGUGGAAGAAUGUCGGCUUCCUCGAGUUUCUGGCCUCCUAUGGACGACUCAUCCGUGUCAAUCAAAUGAUGGCCAGAGACUCCGUCAAAGACAGACUCAACUCGGCCACCGGCAUUGGCUAUAACGAGUUCUCCUACCAGAUUCUGCAAGCCUUUGAUUUCUGGCACCUGUUCGAGACCCAGGGGUGCUCUCUUCAACUCGGUGGAGGAGACCAGUGGGGAAACAUCACUGCUGGGGUUGAUCUGACUAAGCGAGCUGCUGCCGUCAACAACCUUAAGGAAACUCCCUACGGAAUCACUACUCAGCUCAUGCUGUCCAAGAGCGGAAAGAAGCUGGGGAAGUCGGAAAACAAUGCCACCAUCUGGCUCAACCCCGAGAUGACCCGUCCUUUUGAGUUGUACCAGUACCUGCUCAAGACUGCGGAUGAGGAUGUGGAGCAGUAUCUUAAAAUGUUUACUUUCGUGUCGCUGGAAGACAUUGCUACCAUCAUGAGACAGCAUGCGGAGAACGAGUCUCUGCGAUAUGCCCAGCGAGUACUAGCCGACAAAUUCACAGCCCUUAUCCACGGAGAUACUGUUGUUGGGCGAUGCCAGGUCAUCACCCGAAUCAUGUUUGCUAAGUCGUCUCUGGAGCUCAACCAACAACCAAAGCCCGCUGCUCUUACUAACUCCGAGUCUUUGAAACAAGUUCUUGCCGAGGAGGGACUGCUCAAGCCUCUUGACAAGUCUACAGACUACACCACUCUGGUAUCUACACACUUCAACAUGUCCAAGAGUGCAGCGAAGAAGCUUAUCUCCAACAAGGGUGUUUCUGUGGGUCUUGAGGGUGCUCAGAAGGUUGAGAUCGGACCUAUUCUUGAAAAACACAAGGACAUGGGUGACUUCUUGAUUGUCCGAGUCGGCAAGCUUGUUCAACCAUUCUACCUUGGAUCUGACCCUGUGGAGACUAUUCCCUCUGCUGUCGGCAUUUCUGACUCUUAUGAGGUUCACACCGAGGACAUUGAUGUCACUCGAAAGUAG